Messenger RNA from Ceraceosorus guamensis, 345 nucleotides. RefSeq lists its product as hypothetical. Lineage: Eukaryota; Fungi; Basidiomycota; Exobasidiomycetes; Ceraceosorales; Ceraceosoraceae. The record is from RefSeq and is a predicted model, not a curated record. The coding region runs from base 1 to 345 and encodes 114 amino acids. The transcript has 2 exons.
AUGAAGCUCAUCAUCGUACUGCUUGCCCUAUUCCUGAGCUUCGGCACCAUUACCGCCCUCGCGAGGUCGUUCCCUGCAGAGGAGCCAAAGAAUUUGCAGAUGAACAGGCGUGAGAGAGAAUCUGGCGAGAAGUUUUGCAAGGCCGCAAUCAAGAGCAAGAAAGAAGAGUGCAGAUCACUGUCUGCGGGUCAGGAGAAGAAGAGGUGCAAGGCAGAGGUCGUCGAUCUAAAGGAACACUGCAAGUCCGGGGCAGAGGAACCCAAGAAGCAAAAAUGCAAGCCCUUGCCUGUCGGGAGCGGGGGACCGAGCCCUCAGGUGCAGGAGAAUGGGUGCCCAUAUGAGUAG